AUGGCAACCGACAACACCGACAGCCAGCCAACACUCAACGGCCUGAAGAAGCGUUUCAACCAGCACAGCCUGACCCGACGACGCAAGAUCAGUGUGCCUGAAGUCGGACCUAUGACCACAGUCCAAGAGCUCUCAAUGGACUCUCCAACAAUUCCUGGCCGCCCUCCUUUCCACGAGCGUUCCAUUAGUGCGCCUGGAAACUCCUUGAGGGAUUACAAUCUUACCGAUACCUUUCUAUUCGCAUCCAGUGAUGACGAGGGUCCUAGUCCCCAGGCUCCUAAGAAGAGCGCGAACGAGGCGGGUUCCCGAGUCGCAACUCCUACAUCACCACGCCAUCUUGCUCCCUUGGUCAUCCCUAGACGGGGUGCCCAUUCACCCCUACUUCGGCGCCAACAGUCUCUCAACUGCUUUCCCACAGUCAGCGAGACUUCACGACGUGGCCGUGGCAAUGGAUUAUCUCCCCAAAGCCGUUCCGCUAUUACCCCGACCUCAUCAAUGCCCGACCUUACAAUACCCAGCUCAGCAUCGACAGGUUCUACAACUCCUACUCCAGUCUCAGCGCCACCCUUAGAGACCCGAACUGAAUCUCCACAACUCGUUGAUGGAUAUUCUACUCCUCCCUUGGCCGUUCCCGACGCAGCCCGUGGAGGGCAUCGAAGGGGUGGUUCGGAAUCAUCGGUCAUGGAUAGGGGUCGCCCUAGGAAGAGACACGAUCAGCGAAGCAAUACCGGACCUAUUAUCCAGAGGGCGGAGUCGAAGCGGAGCAGGAGCUCAGAGCAGAACGCCUUUGAGAAGCUUCCCGUUGGUGUGAAACAUAGCGAUGCUAUGGAGCAACUUGAGCUGUCAGAACUUAUUCUACUCCAAAAGCAGGCGUACGAACAAGUUGGGCGAUUCGAGAUUCUGAAGGCCGAGGAUGUCGAGGCACUUUCCAAGGAACUCCGUCACUUGGACCAAAAAACCGAAUACCUUCGUCGUACUUACACAGCUCUUCGCUCUGGCCGCAAGAGUCUUCAUUCCCGUAUCUGCCAAUAUCUGCGCUCACCACGUGUCGCUAAGUUCAGCAACGAGUCAAUGCUCAAGCAGGAAGAGGCACUCACUGAGUUGGAUGCCUCAAUUGACGACUGGGUGAACAAGCUGGAACAGGCAGAAAACCGACGUACUCGGGUUCGUCAGAAGCUACUUGAGCACGUUGCUGCAGCAGUCUGCCUCCCUAUCGGUGGAUCAAACAUGACACAGGAGUCUCUAUUGAAUGUCACAUCCUCGUCAGGCAUUUGUGACAUCUCGACUCCGCCUCGAAGUCCCUCGAAAGAAACAUGUGUCUCGCCGCGUACCAUGAGCAGCUCACCGUCUCCUCAUCGUGUUGUGGCUCAAGUCCCAAGCACGAUCCUGGAGCAACCCGCCGUUGAGGAAGAGGCAAUGAGGGUAAAGGACGAACGCGUUAUGAGCAGCGGAUCUUUGAAUCAAUCCGAUGGGGAAAGCAUUCGCAUAUAUGCAGGCGAUGAUGUGUACACUCUAUUGGCAGAUGUCGAGGAUGAAAUCACUAGAAUGGGCAAGCCAGCAGCACAGGAGCCUGCCCCUCGCAACAAUGUCAUGGAAACGAAACGGAUCGCACUCAACCGCCAGAGGAGUCAUGAGCUACUCAACGGACGCUCUGGGGACAAUCACGGGAUGAAAAGACGUGAUUUCUCUGACUACCGCGCCAUCUCCCCUCUUGCCUCACCACCAACUACAACUACUUCACCUACUACACAGCAAACUGCACCACCAGAAGAAGGCCUGCCUCUUCUAGCGAACGUUGUCUAUCGACCUUGA
This is a messenger RNA of Fusarium sp. VM40, 1812 nucleotides long. The record is from the annotation of a GenBank genome assembly. Lineage: Eukaryota; Fungi; Ascomycota; Sordariomycetes; Hypocreales; Nectriaceae.